Erpetoichthys calabaricus (reedfish) is the source of this 5705-nucleotide messenger RNA. Its product is annotated as CASP8 and FADD-like apoptosis regulator. The transcript has 10 exons. The record is from RefSeq and is a predicted model, not a curated record. Gene Ontology annotation, molecular function: cysteine-type endopeptidase activity; protein binding. Gene Ontology annotation, biological process: negative regulation of extrinsic apoptotic signaling pathway via death domain receptors; proteolysis. Bases 212 to 1639 code for a protein of 475 amino acids. Lineage: Eukaryota; Metazoa; Chordata; Cladistia; Polypteriformes; Polypteridae.
ACGUGACUCGACGUCGCGCCCGGCCCACAAUCCACCGCGCCGGGGACUUUCCCACCGUAGCCCUCGAAGCCCUGGACCGUCGAGCGCUGUCAUUUCUCGAAACAACCCCAAACAUGGUGGAUAUUCCAAAGAGCUUGAUGAAGAUGUACAGUGUAACGGGGCAAAUCAUUGAACUAUGUGGAUAAAGAGAGUUUGGUAAAAAGAAGCCACAAUGACAGACGGUCCCUCCGUGUCCGUGAUCAGUCAGAUUGCUGAUGAACUAACCAGCGAGGAAAAGAAAGCCCUGCUGUACAUGUGUGCCGAUCUGAACCUGCAGGCUCCUGCGCAGGACGUCAAAGAAGUGUUAAAAAUGGUGACAAACAGAAGUGACUUGGCAGGCCAGGCGGUCCUCCUGGAGCUCAUUUACAGAAUUAAGAGGUUUGACCUGCUAAAACGGUUACUGAGGUCGACUAAGACAGAAGUGGAAGGCUUCUUGGGAUCAAAGCAGUCUGCUGUUUCUAUGUACAGGGUCUUGAUGGCGGAUAUCAGUGAAGAGCUUGACAGAGGUGACUUACAAUCGCUCAUAUUCCUGCUGACGGACUCCCUGCCACGAGGACGGCUGAGUCAAAUUAAGAGUUUCCUGGAUUUGGUGAUCGAACUGGAGAAGUGUGGCAAGGUCUCUGCUGAGCAGCUGGAACUAAUCGAAGGCAGCUUACAAAAGAUACACCGAAUGGAUCUGGCAAAGAAAGUGCUCAAGUACAAGCAAAACGAGCAAAUCCAUCGUGCAGGUGGUGCCGUGUCAUAUCCGAACCAAAAAUCCCAUUACAUUCCACAAGCACACGGAGCUGGCAGUGACCCGCGAUCUCCAGUAGGAGCAGGCUGUACACCUUUUGCGACAUGGGACAAUGAGAACAUAAAAAUGUCCGUAGAGGAGUCUGGAUUUCCACAUUCUCAGAAUCCAGGAAUUUACAAACUGCUGAGGCGUCCGCUUGGAGUGUGCCUGAUAAUAGACAGCAUUGGCAUCGAUGGAGAUAUACUGCGCCACACCUUUGAGAAACUUCACUUCAGAGUCGUGCUUCAUAAGUGGCUCAGCCUCCAGGACACCUACCUGGCUCUGACGGAGACCGCGAGGAUGCAGGAGCACAAGGAAGCUGAUGCUUUUGCCUGCUGCAUUAUCAGUCGAGGUUUCUCUUCGGGGAUGCUUGCCACCAACAAUGAGGGUCCAGGUUUGCAUUUUGAAGAUGUCAGGAGGCUGUUUUCAGCUAAGCAGUGCCCGUUCCUGAUGGCCAAGCCAAAGCUCUUCUUCAUUCAGAACUAUGCCGUUCGGCAGCCGGGCGGUUACUUCACCCUGGUCACGGGUGAUCUGGAGGUGGAUGGGUACUCGCACAAUGCUGAAGUGGAGCCCAUCCUAACUGAAGCUGACCUGUGCUGGAGUUACAGCAGGUGUGACGCAUGCAUGCUGGAAAUUCCAGGUCACCACUCGGAGUUCCUGUGUACCUUAUCAACGGCACUGAUUUCAGGGCAGAAAAGGCAGGCAGAUCUCCUGGACGUGCUCACAGAAGUCAAGAGUGCCACGAAUGAGAAGAACUGUCACAACCUCAAGGACGUCUGCUACAUGACCCUGCAGCACAGCCUUGUUAAGAAGUUUGUGCUUCAGUAGGAGAGCAGCAUGCCGUUCAGCCCAGGCCACUUGCACUGUGAAGCUUGGGGGAAACGAGUCGGAGCGAGAGAGGUUGAUUUCUAGAUUGAUCCCCACAUCGUGUUCCCAUUUGUCAGGUGUGGAGUUUUUUGGGGGUUUUUUUGGUAGUCCUGCAGGGUAACCAGAUUAACUGGUGGAGCAAAAGUGUUGGAUUUAUGAUGAAUGUUGAUCAUCUAAAUCAUUCUGGGUGGUUCUGAUAUGGCCAACUAACCUGUGUCAACAGAAGGGGUUGAGUUGCUAACCAAAGAUGGAUGAAGAGGAUUCGGUAAAUGAUGUAGUGUGCUGAAGGGUGUCACAUGUUGAAAGAGUUGUAGAUGAUGUUGGCAUUUAAUGAUUCUAUGCAAGUGAUCCGCGUGUCGGCUUAUUGUCAAGCAUGUUGUUAGGCUUAUUGCAGGGUCUGCUGGGAUGACGGACCCACCAUUCUAUUAACCCCAAGACUAAGCUCUGGGAUGUUGUGCACAGCAGUGGCUUAUCUACACAGGCUGCAUUACAGUGGAAGAAGGAGAGUUCAAACACCUCAGAACACUCUGGACGAGAAUCGCCAGUCCUGUCCAUUUAACUCCUCUAAAACAAACAUCAUGUCGAGUUUGGACAGUCCCUAAAGUCUCGCUGUCCACCACACUACUUGGUCUCUCAUUCCAGAUGUCUGUGGUUCUCUUCCUAAUGUUUGUGUGAAAUUUCCCCCUUCACAAGUCUCCAGCCGUGUCCCCAUGUUCUUGAUGAACUCAUUUUAAAGUCACCGUCUUGAUCCACUAGACUAACUCCUCUUCAUCAUUUUAAACUCCUCAGUCAGGUCUCCUCUUCAUCUCCUGUAAAGGCUCGGCUCUUUUAUUCUUCCUUCACAAUUCAUCCCCCUGCAGCCCUAGAAUGAGCCUGGUCGCUCUUCACACGCUGCUAUGGCUCCCCCCAGCACUGCCCUCCCCUUGGCAUGUGAACACUAUUAGGGCGCUGCGGGUCAUUUGGACACUACAUUCACUGCUGUGCACACACCACAUUCAGACAUUUACGAUUUGUAUUCUUAUGACAUGUAGCAAAACCGAUGCCAGCCUUGUGCAUAUUCAGGAAACGAGAGUCUAGAACACGGGUGUCGAAGUCCAGUCCUGGAGGGCCGCAGUGGCUGCUGCAGGUUUUCAUUCUAACCAUCUUCUUCAUCAGUGAGCCAUUUUUACUGCUCAUUAACUUCUUUUGCUUUAGUUUUAAUUAACUUGACUCGGGCCCCUUUGUUGUCUCUUUUUCCUUAAUUAGCAGCCAAACAAUAAUGAGACAGGUGGCACGGUGGCCAGGCACAGGCAAAGUAGGCGACCGCCUAGGACCCCCACUGCCAAAGGGCCCCGCCCAGCCUUUUUUUUUUUUUUUAGCCAUACCCAAAUACAACUUACAGGUUCAUAUUUCAGAAGUACAAAUUUUCGGUGGGAGAAUUAUCAGUAUGGUUACAUGUGAGCAGAGAGGAACCAGUGAUGACGGGCAGCAUCGACGGUGACAGGGGGUCCUGGGGUAGCAGGUGGGGCCCCAAUGGGGGGGGCAGAUCAUACCCCUCACCUGCCAGGGCGUCUGCACAUCAGAUCAAUUACAAUGGCUUAGCAUUAAUAUCCGUUGAGCACAAAGUCAUCGACUCCCUCGAUUAUUCACACUUAAUGUAACUUAUUAUUAUUUAUUAUUAAUCAAAGACUUUGCAAAAAUGAAAGUACGCAAGGUAUUUUUACAUUAAAGGUUUGAUUUUACAUGCUAUGUUAGCUUUAGUCAGUAGGUUCCUUUGACCUGUUCCUCUCAAAUCUGGUAUAUAUAAUAUACAGUUGUAACAGUUUGAGGGCGCUGUCGCUCCCUUGAACCCUUGUUCGAGACGCCAGACACCAGAUAAAAGUCCAAUAUGACUUUAUUUUAUCAAUAAACAGUGCACAAAGCACCCUCCGCUCCACAAUACUCAUAAAUCCAAUAAUCACAAUCCUCCUCACUCCCAGACGCGUUGCCACCCUUCCACCCAGCUCAGCUAAACGUCCUUUUAUAGUCCUUGACCCGGAAGUGUUUCGCCCUCUCUGUCCACGUGACUAGGAACACCUCUGGGUCAUAAAAAAAAUCCUUUUCUUCACCCCGGAAGCACGUCAUUCCUCUUGUUCAUGUGACUUUGACGUACUUCCAGGGCGUAGGGAAAAUAAUUACUGCUCCUCCCUGCAGCGCCCUCUAGCGGCCCCCGUGGUAUCCAGCAGGACUGUAAAGGAAAACUCCAAUGUCCAUAAUUCCCUGCUGGCAUUCAGGGUACCUCCACACUGUAAGGAGAGCUCCACCUGGUGGCCUGGGGGUAUUGGCCGGGAUAAUUGGCUGGCCACCUAUCACACAGUGUAAUCAUAAAAUGAUAAGCUUUACCUCACUUAUUGUUACACAUUUAUAUCCAUCCAUCCAUUUUCCAACCCGCUGAAUCCAAACACAGGGUCACGGGGGUCUGCUGGAGCCAAUCCCAGCCAACACAGGGCACAAGGCAGGAACCAAUCCUGGGCAGGGUGCCAACCCACCGCAGGACACACACAAACACACACACACACCAUGCAUACACACACGGGGCAACUGAGAAUCGCCAAUCCACCUAACCUGCAUGUCUUUGGACUGUAGGAGGAAACCCAUGCAGACACGGGGAGAACAUGCAAACUCCACACAGGGAGGACCCAGGAAGUGAACCCAGGUCUCUCAACUGCAAGGCAGCAGCGCUACCCACUGCGCCACCGUGCCGCCACACACUUAUAUGGUUAAAAUAAUUAUUAUGCAUUCAUAUGGAUAGAAACAGCAAGGCCCCAACAGGUACCUUUGCCUAGGACCCCCAAAAACCUAAGAACGGCCCUGCGGUGGCACAGUAAGGAGACCAGGGUUCACUUCCCAGGUCUGCGUGGGUUUCCUCCCACAGUCCAAAGACAUGAAGGUUGGGUGCAUUGGCCAUCCUAACAGUGUCCCUAGUGUGCUUGGUGUGUGUGUGCCCUGCGGUAGGCUGGCGCCCUGCCCGGGGUUUGUUUCCUGCCUUGCGCCCUGUGCUGACUGGGAUUGGCUCCUGCAGACCCCCGUGACCCUGUAGUUAGGAUAUACAGUAGCAGGUUGGACGAUGACUGACUGACUGACAAUAAGGAGACACACAUGACCAGCUCACCUGUGCCCAUCACACAAUAUCUCAAAAUAAAGAAAGGUGAAGCUCUCAGUAAGGUUGACCUCUCAGGUCACCAAAACAUUUUGUUGGCGUUCUUAGAAAAAACAGAAAAUCAACAGUUUUAGAAAUGUCUGCUGCGGCAGAAUGAGAGCAGCGACAGGCCAUGGAAUUAAAUAACGGGUUUAAAUAAUCGGCUUCUCAUUAAGAGAUUGGUUGGAGUGAAAUUGGCUCAAGUCUGAAGCCCCAGUUUAGCCGCUCAUCUGUCGGCUCGUUCCACGUCUCAUUUCUCUUUGGCUGUCAUUUAAUGAAGAAAGGAAUAAAUUCAGAGGACUGAAUCCUUAAAAACAGGGAUUUUAAAAUGAAGGGAAAAGAAGUUAAUUAGCAGUGGAAACUGAUUGGGAAAAGAAUGAAAACCUGCAGCCCUCCAGGCCCGGAGUUGGGGACCCCCGGUCUAGAAGUUCUGCCUAUAGGAGGUGACACAAGAAGAACGGGGUGCAAGGGAGACGGGACAGUAGGUGGAAAUCGAGGGCCUUGAAAAAACAAAAUCCUUGUUGCCUUAAUUAUUGUUCCUACAAAAUAUUUAUUGAUAUAUAGUUUUUAUUUUUUUAUUUAACCAGGACAUUAAUAGAUGUCUCUUUUAUGAAGUAUUGCAUUUACCAUUUCCUAUUAUUGCACUCAUUAUUGUUUACUGCUUUAUUGUAUUUAAAAUGUCAGGUUUUACAUGAAGCUGAAACUAUUAGUUAGUACCGUUCCACUUUAAAAAACCAAAUUGCGAUUGUAUCUGAACUGAAAUGAAGCCGAUCGUCAUCCAUCUCUGUUUACUUCACAUUUAACAGAAGAGAAGUUGUACUUUUGAUGUAUGAUCUCAUUAUUUUAAUGAAUAAAACAAAUCAAAAUGGC